Molecule: messenger RNA, 3634 nt
Organism: Microcebus murinus (gray mouse lemur)
Lineage: Eukaryota; Metazoa; Chordata; Mammalia; Primates; Cheirogaleidae
Source: RefSeq, a predicted model, not a curated record
CCGUUCACUGCCUCCUUCAGUGACUGCCCCUGCCUUCGGGAAGCAGCUCGGGCUCCCAGCUUGCGCACGAGGCCAGGGCCGGCCUGGCUUUUUGGUAUAGGUUGAAUCGCGGGGUCCUGGAACCGGUCCCCUGCGGAUCCCGAUGGACAACUGUGCACUCCUCUGACCUCGCAGCAUCCUGCCUGCUGCUCCGGCAACGCUCCCCACCGUUGCCCGAGUCAUACGGUUUUUCAUUCUCCAAGCGCUUCCCGCCAUGCCCAUGUCCCUGUGCGGGGUGGGUGGGGGCAGCGAAGCAAAGAACGAGUUGUAGGGGCUUGGCGUGGCGCCUACUGCGCCUUGCUCCCAUGCAGAAAGCCAUAGACCCAGGAAACUCGCCGGCGACUGCCCCUUCUACCCCGCUCUAGUUCCUGCUGUUUGGGCUUGCUCUUCGGAGCUUCAGGUGGCUUCAAAAUCAUUUUUUUUUUUUUUUUUUGCAAGAGAUUAUAAUCAUUAUCUGUGAGAGCAUUGGUCUGGUAGGAGCGACACCUCUAUCGUCAGAAGCCGGAAAGGCUUUUAGGUGAAUUUUAGGGUUUUUUUUUUGGUCAUGUUCAAAACCCCAGUGAGAUUUUGUUUGGCUUUGCAUCAAAUCUAUGGCUUCUUUGGGACCAAAUCAAGACAUCAAGACUGUCAUAACCUUAAUCCUUUGCUGUAUGCCUCUUCAUCUAGUCUAGCCUAGAUGGAUGUCUCUCACUGGCCCAGAGCGAGCACUGCGGCCAGGCCCAGUCCUCAGGUUUGACACGGCUCCUCACGCGGCAGGUGACACCCGGGUGUGGCUGGCAGAUGCUCGCAGGGAGGAGAGCUGGGCACGCUGCCCCGGCCUGCUCCCCCACCGGCACCCACCGCAGCCGCAGCUGGGCAAGCAGGGAGGCUACUGGCAGGAGGCCCCACUCUGGAAACUCGCUGCUUCCGCUGGAAACUUAAGCGCUAGCUGCCCUUGCUGACAACCUUAGCAGCUGCAGCAGCGACAACAAACUGAGAGUUCUGCCUUCCCGCGCACCCUACCCCUUCCUCUCUCAUGCUUUUACCUCUUCCUAUAGGACGUGGGGGGCUUAGGCCCGACGGACUCCUCCACUUCUUGCGUGGCUCUGGGGAGAAGUCAAUGGGAGAUGGCAAUGAUAGUAUUUGACCUGGGGGGUAGAAGGAUGGAAACUGAGGCUUGGGAAAAACAUACAGUCAUGUGGCUGAGAUAGAGAGAGGACCCAGAUAAAAGAGGGCAGAGAAAUUGCUGUUAGAGAGGAAAUAAGAGAACCAGGACUCUGGACUUCUAGCCUGCAAGAAAAGAUUAGAGCCAAAUGCUCCCUGCAAUAGUGGCAGCUGGGUCUGGGCAUGCGCACAUCUGCCCAGCGGUGGCGUGCGUUAUCGGUGUUGGUCUCUAGAGGGGAAACGUCCUCCCAAAGGAAAGCCUCAGCCUGGCCAGCCAUGGUGGACCGACCAGGCAUGAAGACACAGAUGCGGUGAGCUAGAAAGCCAGACAGCACAGGGAGCCUGCCUGCAUCCUCCUGGGGCAACCAGGACAAGGGGACCUCAAUAAUCUUGCCAAGCACAUGUGGGAGUGACUUUCUGGACCCUCUGACCACACAGGCUUCCACACUCAAAGGGGCCCUCAUUUGCUUUCUCCAUCUUGAAGUUUGAACAAAGGGCCCCACAAGUUAUGCAGCCCUCCUGUUCUGGAGGAAUCUGUCCUUAUCAGGACUUGGCACUGGAAAUGACCUUGGAGAAAGGCCUGAACAUAAGCUUCAGUGUGCAGCCGAGUCCCUAAACAGAGUAGCAGAAGGCUGGAGCUUUCAGCAUUCAGGAGAAGAGAAGUUCAGACAAGGCCAGAUCUGGGGCCAGGCUUCAGCUCCCUCUUGUCCCAUAGGGAGCAGGAUGUGUUCCAAAUUCACUGUGUGUCAAUGCUUAGGGUUGUCUUGCCCAUGUGUGCUUUAGAUAUCAGCAAUUCAUAUUCCAUGGAGUAGAGGUAGAAUUCUCGACAAACCCUUCAGCAGAAUCACACCAUCACAUCUUGAGGUCAGUGUCCCUCCAGCUAGGCCCUUGUUUGAGAGCCACUUCAAAGGGAAUGCUGCCUGAUCAUUACAAGAGAUAUCCUGGUGUGGAAAAUGUACAAAACCAGAGAGCCAGCAUCUCCCUACUCAUUUAGAGAAAGCUGGCUUUGCCAUGUUAUAUGUUUUUCUGGAUGUGCUCCGUGUUAUGCAUGGGAGGAAGGAGUUAUAAGAUAGGAUCAUAUCUAGCAGAGAGGUUAUGGUUGGGGACCAGGACAUUGGUGACUCUUCAGAGCAUAGUCACGGCCUGGUAGAAUGUGGGUAAUAGAGAAGUAGGAGCAAUGACAUGAAAUAUGUGUCCACAUAUUUUAGACAUUGGAUGAAAAACAUGAGAGUGAACUCAAAUGCUCCUCAAAGAAAGCAGCAGGGUCAGUUGAGUUUUUCCAAGAUAGGAGUGAUCAGAUCUCUCCCAGGGGCCAGAUAGGGAUAGAUUUAUUUUGUAAUGAUUAACUUAAGGAGGGAACUCUGUCUUUCAAUUACAUGCCAUUUUGCUAAGUGGCUCAAUGAUAAACUAAUAAGGGUGGGAAAAGUGACUAUAAGAGGCAUAGCCAGCAGUGGAAAGUUAGUUUCUGUUGGCUUCUGCUGAGAUGGCCACCGGACUCCAGGUUCUUCCAAUGCGGCUCCUUGGGCUGCUGCUCUUCCUGAGUGCUGGACCCUGGGCUGAAGGUGAGAAGGUGCUGGUGGUGCCCAUGGAUGGCAGCCACUGGCUCAGCAUGAGAGAGGUGGUGAGGGAGCUUCACGCCCGAGGCCACCAAGCUGUGGUCCUCACACCAGAGGUGAAUAUGCACAUCAAAGAAGAGGACUUUUUCACCCUGAAAACCUAUGGUUUUCCAUACACCAAGGACUAUUUUGACCACCUCCUUAAGGAAUACAUUCAAAUUACAUUUGAAACACAACAUUUUCUGAAGACAUUUUUUAAAACUAUGGCAAUUUUGAAAAGGUCGUCUGAGCUUUUUUAUAAGUCUUGUGCGGACCUGAUGCAUAACAAGACCCUGAUUGGGCACCUGAAUGCCAGUUCCUUUGAUGUGGUUUUAACAGACCCCGUGUACCCCUGUGGGGCACUGCUGGCUAAGUACCUGUCCAUUCCUACUGUGUAUUUUUUGCGUUCCAUUGUAUGUCACUUAGACUUUGAGGGCACACAGUGUCCAAACCCUUCCUCAUAUGUUCCUAGGUUACUAACAAAGAAUUCAGACCACAUGACAUUCCUGGAAAGGGUCAAGAACAUGCUCUACCCUCUGCCCUUGUUAUACAUUUGCCAUGCUUCUUUUUCUCCUUAUGCAAGCCUGGCCUCUGAGGUUCUUCAGAGAGAGGUAUCAUUGGUGGACGUUCUUAGCCAUGCAUCCGUGUGGCUGUUCAGAAAUGACUUUGUGAUGGACUACCCCAGGCCGAUCAUGCCCAACAUGGUCUUCAUUGGGGGCAUCAACUGUGUCAACAGGAAGCCACUAACUCAGGUCUGUAUUGGUACCUUUAUCCAACCAGUGUUCCAGGCAGAGCAUAUUUUUAUUUAUUUAUUUAUUUAAACUUUUUUUUUUUUUUUUUUAGAGACAGGGUCUUGC